UUUUUCCUUAGCAACCAGUGCUGCUCCCGCCAUGGCUGAAGUAGUUACUGCAGCCACGGAAAAAGUUAUCCGGAUCCAGAGAGUGUUUAUAAACCUACUGGAUUCAUACAGCAGCGGCAACAUCGGGAAGUUUCUGUCUAACUGCGUGGUUGGGGCUUCCCUUGAAGAAAUUACAGAAGAAGAGGAAGAAGAAGAUGAAAGCAAGUCAACCAUGCCGGAAGCCUCAGCAGCCAAACUGAAGGAAGGCACCUUCCAGAUUGUGGGCACGCUCUCCAAGCUCGAAAGCGUUCGGCCCGACUUUGCCGUGGAGACGUACAAUACCAUCUCUCGAGAACACCUUCUCAUGCGCCUCCUGGAGUGUGACGUCAUCGUUUAUAACAUCACCGAGAACUCACAGCAAGCAGAGGAGGCCAUCUGGGCAGUCUCUGCACUGCAUGAAGAAGUCAGCCACUUUGAGAAGCGCAAGGUGUUUAUUUUAGUAUCCACGGUGAUGACCUGGGCGCGAUCCAAACCCCUGGACCCUGAUGAUUCUGAGAUUCCAUUUACUGAAGAGGAUUAUCGAAGAAGAAAACACCAUCCAAAUUUCCUGGACCACAUAAAUGCUGAAAAAAUGGUUCUCAAAUUUGGAAAAAAUGCCAAAAAAUUCGCAACUUACGUGGUUGCUGCUGGACUUCAGUACGGAGUGGAAGGUGGCAUCUUACAUUAUUUUUUUAAGAGCGCUUGGUUGGGUGAGGUCCCUGCGUUACCUGUGUUUGGAGAUGGAACAAAUGUAAUUCCAGCAAUUCAUGUUCUGGAUCUAGCAGGAGUGAUACAAAACAUCAUAGACCAUGUGCCGAAGCUUCAUUACCUGGUUGCUGUGGACGAGUCUGUUCAUACCCUGGAAGACUUGGUCAAGUGCAUCAGUAAAAAUAUUGGCCCUGGGAAAAUCCAGAAAAUACCCAAAGAAAAUGCCUUCCUAACCAAGGACUUAACGCAAGAGUGCCUUGACCAUUUACUGGUCAAUUUGAGAAUGGAAGUACUUUUUGUGAAGGAGAAUUUUAAUAUUCGAUGGGUUGCCCAAACAGGAUUUGUGGAAAAUAUCAACAAUACCCUCAAAGAGUACAAGCAAAGCAGAGGAUUAUUGCCGAUCAAGAUCUGCGUUCUGGGUCCUCCUGCUGUGGGAAAAUCCAGUGUUGCCGAAGCCUUGUCCAAGCACUACAAACUGCAUCACAUCAAAUUGAAGGAUGUCAUUUCCGAAGCCAUAGCGAAACUGGAGGCGAUUGUCACACCUCAGGAUGAGGGGGAAGAGGAAGAAGAAGGUGAGGAGGAGGAGGAGGAGGAAAAUGUGGACGAUGCGCAGGAGCUCUUGGAUGGCAUCAAGGAAAGCAUGGAGCAAAACGCAGGCCGACUAGAAGAUCAAUAUAUAAUUAGAUUUAUCAAAGAAAAGGUGAAAUCUAUGCCUUGCAGGAAUCAAGGUUAUAUUUUGGAUGGAUUCCCAAAGACCUAUGAGCAAGCUAAAGACCUGUUCAAUCAGGAAGACGAGGAGGAGGAAGAGGAAGUCAGAGGCAAAAUGUUUCCCUUUGAUAAACUAAUCAUACCUGGGUCCUGCCAGGCUGAAUUACUCCCAUGGUUACCUGAUCCAGAAGCCAAAGCCCAGAGACUUACCCAAGACCACUUUCCUGAGUUUGUUUGUGUGCUGGACGCCUCGGAUGAGUUCCUGAAGGAGCGGGUGAUGAACCUUCCCGAGAGCAUCGUGGCGGGGACCCACUACAGCCAGGACCGCUUCCUCCGGUCUCUGAGCAACUACCGGGACCUCAAUACUGAAGAUGAGACUGUCAUCAACUAUUUUGAUGAGAUUGAAAUCCACCCGAUACAUAUUGAUGUAGAAAAACUUGAAGACCCUCAGAACAGGCUUGCCAUCAAACAGCUCAUCAAAGAGAUUGGGGAGCCUCGAAAUUACGGUUUAACGGAUGAAGAAAAGGCAGAAGAGGAGCGGAGGGCUGCGGAGGAGCGGCUGGCCAAGGAGGCGAUGGAGGAAGCAGAACGGGAGCACAAGGAGGCUGUGGAGUUGGCCGAGAAGAUCGCUCGCUGGGAGGAGUGGAAUAAACGACUAGAGGAAGUGAAAAGAGAAGAAAGAGAAUUACUAGAGGCCCAGUCUGUUCCCCUGAGAAACUAUUUAAUGACCCACGUUAUGCCAACACUGAUGCAGGGUCUGAAUGAGUGCUGUAAGGUCAGACCAGAUGAUCCCGUUGAUUUUCUGGCAGAGUAUCUCUUCAAGAACAAUCCUGAAAUGCAGUGAAACUUUAAAGAUCGUGUGUGAUGUACCCUUACAGAGUUAGAGAUGAGUUAACAUUGUAAUUUGAAAUUUUGCUUGGAAAAAAAAAUGCUUUUCCAGUUUUUGGAAAAUUCUUUGUUUUCCCCCAUAAGCAAAUACUUUAUUAUUUUUUAAUACUUUAUAAAUUUUUUUUGCAAAUACUUUAUUAAGUAGAAUCAUAAAAAGCUAAUGGCAAUGAUUGACUUCAUUAAAGAACUUUACUUGAAAGGUAAAUUGAUAAAGUAUGUGCAUAGUUCAUGGGACAAACAUUGAUUUAAUAUUUCAUUCUUAGUCAAGUGUUCUGCUCACUUGGAUUUACAGUAAUUUAUCACAUGAAGAAAAUCAGACUAUAUAUUAUUUGAACAUGUAGGCUAAUGACUUUACACAGUUUGCUAUUGCCCCAAUACCAAUGGUGUCAGAAAGAAAUGAAAAUGGUUUGUGCUUUGUUGACUCACACUGAGUCAGAUGUCAUUGGUUUCCACUAGGUUAAUUUCUGAGUUCAGGGUCAGUAUCUUAAGCAAUGAGUCAGAGAAAGAAUUGUAAACCUCUUGGUAGAAAAAAAUCCCGUAACAGAAUGAAUAAUCCUAAUAUUUGUGAUAAUUAAAAGUUGCUGAAUAUGUUCAACAAACUUUACAAUACAGGCAUAGGCAAUCAA
This is a messenger RNA of Ailuropoda melanoleuca (giant panda), 2948 nucleotides long. It is a transcript of the gene AK7, whose product is annotated as adenylate kinase 7. Gene Ontology annotation, molecular function: ATP binding; nucleobase-containing compound kinase activity. Gene Ontology annotation, biological process: nucleobase-containing compound metabolic process. The transcript has 19 exons. Lineage: Eukaryota; Metazoa; Chordata; Mammalia; Carnivora; Ursidae. Bases 32 to 2278 code for a protein of 748 amino acids. The record is from RefSeq and is a predicted model, not a curated record.